This is a messenger RNA of Leptidea sinapis, 4267 nucleotides long. It is a transcript of the gene tweek, whose product is annotated as transmembrane protein KIAA1109 homolog. The transcript is spliced from 9 exons. Gene Ontology annotation, biological process: synaptic vesicle endocytosis. NCBI's taxonomy places the organism in Eukaryota, Metazoa, Arthropoda, Insecta, Lepidoptera, Pieridae. The record is from RefSeq and is a predicted model, not a curated record. The coding region runs from base 28 to 1413 and encodes 461 amino acids.
GCCGCGCUGGAGCUGCGGCUGGAGUACAUGGGCACGCCCGUGUUGCUGGCGCGACUGUCGCGACCUCGCGCGGCGCUGCGGGACCAGUGGCAGCCGCGCAAACACCGCCCCGCCGCCAGCCGGCCAGCGACGAUAUUAACACACUGCACACUGAGCUGGCAGCAGCUGCAGAUCCUGAUGAGCCGCAGCACCACGCCCGACCUGAUGAAGAUGCAGCUGAAGCUUGAGGAAUUCUUCACGCAGCAGUUCAAGUCCAGUAAACGCGUGUUCAGCUCACUGCAUCCCAACUAUGGAACCAUGAGAAGAGACAAGAAGGAGCCUGCUUCGAGUCCCGGCGAGAGUCAGCCGCAGCAGCACCAGGAGCUGCGCCACCACCGUCACUGGCAGAAGGUGCUGCAGUUCGUGGCCGCCACGUCGCUGCCGCUCGCAGCCUUCUCCACGCCCAACAACUCGCAAGGUUGUGUCUUGGGUGGAAGCAUGGAGCUACUGGGCUCAAACAUAUCGCUGGCGUGCUUUCACGGCACCAGCAUGAAGGCCAAGUCUUGGGCGCUUUUCAGUCUCAAGGAUCCCUGCAUCAGCUUCGCCACGGAAGCACAGCAGCAUCGUACAGAAGAAGGCGAGGUGGAAGUGCACGCGGUACAGACGCUGACAGCCAGCCUAGGAGGAGCCGCGAGCGGAGCGGGAGGUGAGGCGGGGAGCGGCCACCAGUCGCUGGCCACGGUUUGCCGCAUGUCGCGCACCGUGCUGUUCCCGCCGCAGUUCAAGACGCUGCGGGAGUGGUUCCAGUACGCCUUCGCCGACAGCGAGAUCGACGCAAUCGAGCUGUUUCCGUCGCUGGAGCGCGAGGCGGGCAGUGCGGGGACUGCGGGUAGCGCGGGAACGAGUGGCGGUCACAAGAGCGGGCACGUGCGUGAGGUUAUCUUCGCGCUACCCGCACUGCAGCUACACUUGCGGACGUCACAUCGCCAGCCGCCACGCGCGCCUACCGAGAACGAUCGCAUGCCGGUGGUGGAGUGCAGCUUCAUCACGGAGUUCGAGGACCACAUCUUCGUGUCGGUUGACGCCGAGGCCUUUCUGUUCCUGCACGACCUCAUCUCCGGCUACAUCAAGGAGAAGGAGCGCCUUAUGCCGGGUGGGCGUGCCAGUAACGGUGAAGUAAUUCCCGCGUUGCCGCCCAUCGACUUCCGAGACUACCACUGCCUCACGUGGCACCUGGAGCCCACUGUCAGACUGUUGUCGUGGGCCGGCAAGUCCAUCGAGCCGUACGGCGUGGACUACAUCCUGCAGAAGCUGGGCUUCCGACACGCUCGCACCACCAUCCCCAAGUGGCUGCAGCGGGGCGCACUCGACCCGCUCGACAAGCUGCUGGCGGUGUCACUGCUGCGACUGCUGCACCUGGUGCACCACAAGUGAUCACCACCAGGCUGCCAUAUUAGUGACGUCGGAUUUUUUUUAACGAAAAUAUGUGUCGAGACGAGCAGCACGUUCAGCUGAUGGUAAUUGAAACGCCCUGCCCAUUACAAUGCAGUGCCGCUUAGGAUUCUUGAAAUACCCAAAAUUUCUGAGCGGCACUACAAUUGCGUCGUCCUUGAGACAUAAGAUGUUAAGGCUCAUUUGCCCAGUAAUAUCACUAGCUACGGCGCCCUUCAGACACAGUAAUUACUGCUUCAGUUCAAAAAUAGGCCGUUGUGAUACCCAUAAUCUAGCCGGCAUCCUGUGCAAAGGAGCCUCCCACUGGUAAAACUUAAGACUUAAAUGGUACACUCUUCAAAUAUCAUCUAUAAAAAGUACUGUUGCCAUACUCACGCUAUGGAAACGUAAAUAUUACGAGUGGUUUUGUGCUGCAACGCGUGGGAUAUAACACACACCAUAAGGCUUACAAAGACAUAUGUCAUAUAUACCUAUAACUUACGCCACUCUUUUAAAUCCGUUGGAAUAUUUUACAAUGGCUGUUACAUACAUAACAGAUUAGUAUGCAAGGUCCUGCAUUCAAUAUAUGAGUCGUGUCCUAAUUUAAAAGCGUUUUAGAUAUUUCAUAAAAAGUAUUAACAUGUAUACAAUCUAAUACUUAUAUAAAAUUCUCAUGUCGCGGUGUUUGUAGUUAAACUCCUUCGAAACGGAUUGACCGAUAUUCAUGAAAUUUUGAGUUCAUAUUGGGUAGGUCUGAGAAUCGGACAUCUAUUUUUCAUCCCCCUAAAUGUUAAGGGUGGUCCACGGCAAUUUUUUUUUUAUUUUUUUUAAAUUUGUUUGAUUAUGAGUCAGCAUUAAAAAAUACAUACAACUUCAAAUUUUCACCCAUCUACGAUCAACAGUUAGUUUUGUAUCGCGAUUUUAAUAUCGGCAAUACAACGUUUGCUGGGUCAGCUAGUUUAUCUUUAUAAUUGGAUGUAGUUCCUGAAAAUCAUUCGAAGCCACAAACAUCACAUUUUAAGGAAUUCGUGUUUAAAGUUUAAUGUAUUAGUGUAUUCCACACAUGUGGGUUGGGCUACUAAGUCAUGAUGUCAUUUAAAGAGUGACAGUAGGGCUGCCAUUUUUUGUCAGUCCAUUAAUAUGAAUCACGUGACCAGUUUUGUGUUCUUAACUCAAUUUCGACAUGAUUAUGGUUUGGAACGUUUUUCUGGAAUUACGUCUAAUUUUAUUAUAUUGGAUGCAUCGACCUUUUCAGCAACGCAGCUAAUUAUCGUUUUGUGUAUUUGUGAUUCAGACUAUACAGUAUUGAUUUUGAACACACUGAAUGUUGGAAUAUUUCAGAAAUGAAUAUAAUUACUUUAUAACUUAGAUUAAGGAUUGGUCUCCAACUAGAUACCGCACUACCUAAGAACAAUAGCUUUUUUACUACGGCAACUAUUAGAUAGAUUGUGUGCGUGGCAUCUUGACACUCAACUGCAUCUUUCAAAUUUUGUAACAUACGCUUCGUGUUAUUUUACAUUGAUAUUAAUAAAAUACAAAAUUCUUACUGAUGAUACGUGAACCCAGUGUCUUUCUUAUUUCUUGUAGUAUUAUUUUUGCAAAGUUUUACUACGCAACCCGGUAUUUUAGUUUCAAUUAUUAGUCAAUCAAAGUUUAACAGAACAUGUGGCACGUUAACGUUAUACAUUGUUCGACACUAGCUCGAAUACAUUGUUCGACACUAGCUCGAAUACGGCCACUUGGGCGUAGUAUUAGUUUCCGCACUUUGCGACUCCGCCUGCGGUAUCUAGUUGGAGCGCAGUGGAGUCCAUUCCUUAAUCUAAGCUUUAUAAUAAGUUAUAUGUCUAUAAGUACCCAGAUAGAUGUUGGUACUAAAUGUCGACACAAGUCCGUUCUAUAUGACGGUACCUUUAGGUAAGUCGACACUCGGAACUUUGCCAGUAGCACUUUAGACUGAUUUAAUUCAUGUAGUGUAAAUGAAAUAUUCACAUGUACCUUGAAAUAAUUUUGUAUGUUAGCUACAUUACUUACAUUUGCUUUCUUAUUUAAUUAUAAAAAAAUAUGAUUGCCUAGAUAUUCUUAGAAUAGUUUUAAUUUUAAUUUAUUUUUCAAAAUGCAAAUGUGUAUAGAUAUUUUUUUUAUAUUCGUUCAAUAAUUUAAAAGCGAACAAAAUAUAAAAAUGUUCUAUUCAAUAGUUUUUAUAUCUGUGAUUGGGAAUUUUCUAUUAUUGUUAGGUAAUUUAAAAUAGUCAAUUAUUAAUCGAUUUGUUUGUUUCCAUUCCAGUUUUAUGUUUUAGGAGAAAAGUGUAUGUUUUAUAUUAUUCGUAUUAUUAAUAAGUGUUUCUAUGAAUGUUACGGGAAUAGAAAAUUACUAGUGGAAUUUCGCUGCAGAGAUGGAAGAUUUAAGGAAAGGAAUAUUGUAAUAAUAAUUUUCCAUGGAAGAUUUAAAAGGAAAACGAAUAUUGUAAUAAUAAUUUUCUAUAUACAAAUUUAUCACUACCUUACCAAGAUUAUCACUAGUUUAAUUGUCCUAAAAUUAAAAAUAGCAAUAAAUCUUCCAAAAAUCCUUCCUAGCGUUUUUUGUAAUUUUAUUAAAAAUACUUUUAACUACCUUUUUUUAAAAAAAAAUAGUUGCAUAUUUUAUAUAAAAUGUUUUCACUCUGCAGGUUUUAUCGUUUCUUAUUUAUUGUAUUAUAGACUAAUUAGUUAUUAUAAUGAAUGUUGGUAGCUGUAUCCUUUGUAUAGAAGUUAUAUUCUGUGUAUGGUUGUUGCUGCUUUUACUAUUUAAUGUAUUUUAGUACGAAAUAUUAUUUGUACAUAAUGGAUGUGAUAUAAAAUUAAAAUUAUUGAAUAUAUGA